Molecule: messenger RNA, 4781 nt
Organism: Boleophthalmus pectinirostris (great blue-spotted mudskipper)
Lineage: Eukaryota; Metazoa; Chordata; Actinopteri; Gobiiformes; Gobiidae
Gene: klhl26
Product: kelch-like family member 26
Exons: 3
Coding region: 196-2010 (604 amino acids)
Molecular function (GO): protein binding
Source: RefSeq, a predicted model, not a curated record
CGCUCGCACAAACAGCUCCCGGUGUGACAGCUCACCGCUUCUCGUGUUUACCUCCGUGCGCCGCGUCUCUGCUGCAACUAGAGCCUAAAUUAAGACAUUUUCGAGCUUUUUUAAACACCAUGAACAUGCCGAUUUGGCUCUUAACUUGUUUGUAAAUCAUAAAAAUGCUAUAUGCACGUUACCCGGGGCUAGAAGAUGGCGGAGUCGGAUGGUGGUGGGGAUUUUGCGACGAUACUUUCCCCGAACAGUAUGGCUAACAAGAACCGUACGCUGCGCUGUACCUUCUCCGCCCCCAGCCACAGCACCUGCCUCCUCCAGGGCCUGUCUCUGCUCAGGGCCAGGGGACAACUGCUGGACGUGGAGCUGUCCAUAAAUGACGAGCGCUUCCAUGUCCACAAGGCUGUACUUGCCUCCUGCAGCGACUACUUCAGAGCGAUGUUUACUGGAGGCAUGAGGGAGUCAAACCAGGACACCAUAGAACUGAAGGGCUUAUCAGCAAGAGGCCUCAAACAUAUUAUAGACUUUGCCUACAGCUCGGAGGUGACUCUAGACCUGGACUGUAUACAGGACGUGCUCGGAGCUGCUGUGUUCCUGCAGAUGGUCCCUGUGGUUGAACUUUGUGAGGAGUUCCUGAAGUCUGCCAUGAGCGUAGAGACCUGUUUACACAUCGGUCAAAUGGCCACUACUUUCAGCCUGUCUUCCCUUAAAGAGUCCGUGGAUACUUUUACGUUUCGUCACUUCCUGCAGAUUUCCGAGCAGGAGGAUUUUCUGCACAUUCCGAUGGAGCGUUUGGUCUUCUUCCUUCAAAGCAACAAGCUGAAGAACUGUAGUGAGAUAGACUUGUUUCACGCGGCGAUCAGGUGGCUGCAGUUUGAUGAUUCUCGGCGUGUUCAUGCCAGUGAUGUCCUGUGUCAUGUUCGAUUUCCUCUGAUGCGUUCCUCUGAGCUGGUGGACAGUGUACAGAAGGUGGACAUCAUGGUGGAGGAUGUGCAGUGUCGGCAGUUUCUCCUUGAAGCCUUUAACUACCAGAUCCUUCCAUUCAGGCAGCACGAGAUGCAGUCCCCUCGAACCCUGAUCCGCUCCGACGUCGUGUCUUUGAUCACGUUUGGAGGGACACCCUACACUGACCAUGACCGCACGGUGAGCUCCAGAGUCUAUCACCUCCCAGACAUCUCUGCGCGACAGUUUAAGGAGCUGACGGAGAUGGAAAGUGGAUGCAGUCACGCCUGUGUGGCCGUGCUGGAUAACUUUGUGUAUGUGGUGGGCGGGCAGCACCUGCAGUACCGCAGUGGAGAGGGGGCGGUAGAGAGCUGCUUCAGAUAUGACCCUCAUUUGAACCAGUGGCUGCGUAUCCAGUCCAUGCAGGAGGCACGCAUCCAGUUUCAGCUCAGUGUGCUGCAUGGGAAGCUGUAUGCCACCGGGGGGCGUAACCGCUCUGGGAGCCUGUCCACUGUGGAGUGCUACUGCCCAAAGAAGAAUGAGUGGACGAAUGUGGAUCCACUGAAGAGGAGGAUCUGGGGACAUGCUGGGACCACCUGUGCAGAUAAACUCUAUGUCUCUGGAGGUUAUGGAGUGUCUCUAGAGGAUAAGAAAGCCCUGCACUGCUAUGACCCGGUGAUUGACCAGUGGGAGUUUAAGGCCCCCAUGACGGAGCCGCGUGUCCUGCAUGCCAUGAUCAGCUCCAGAGAGCGCGUGUACGCUCUGGGCGGACGCAUGGACCAUGUGGACCGCUGCUUUGACGUGCUGGCGGUGGAGUAUUACACUCCUGAUAAUGACCAGUGGACCACCCUGACCCCCAUGAGGGUGGGACAGUCUGAGGCUGGCUGCUGCCUCCUGGACCAGAAGAUCUACAUCAUCGGAGGAUACAACUGGCACCUGAACAACGUCACGAGCAUUGUGCAGGUCUUCAACACAGACACAGAGGAGUGGGAGAGGGACCUGCACUUCCCAGAAUCCUUUGCAGGCAUUGCUUGUACACCAAUUAUACUUCCACAGACCACACAGCGCUAAGCUAACUGUGAGACCGCUCCACUGUGAACCUGUGCUCUCUCAAAGCUGUGGCUUCCAAUGUGUUUCACCUGAAACAUGACUACAUACUGUGGUGUGUCACUGUUUAGGGCUCCAGAAAACAUGAUUCAGUCAUUUCACUGAUAACAGCUGUGUGAACAACUUUUAUCUAGAAUCAUGUUGAAAGUAUCAGUUGACUGAUAUUAGUAAACUUAAAUAAUGGCAAGGAACUGUUACUUCUUUGUCACACUCUGCCCUGGGGCAGACUGACAAAGAUGUGGCAGUUACUCUGAGCCUCAUCUCAGCCUCACCGACCACACACUUCUGAAGAGACAUUCCUGUAUUGCACAAGCACAACAUUAGCUGGGUACAAGAGGAUUUGAACCAACAACCCUCCAGUGACAACUGUACCAACUGAUUCACUGUUUUUCCACAAAUUACACAACAUACAUUUUAUCACAUUAUAUUGCUGUUAUAGUACAGCUCAUUUACAAGUCUGUUUGAUACAGAAAGUUUUUGAUGGUAGAAAAUCAAAUUACAAUUACUUAAAGUUAUUAACCUUAAAUCUCGAGGAUUACUGCAUUUACAUUACACAAAAACAUAUGGGUAACAAAGAACAACUCACUAAAUACAUAAAACACACUAACUGUACUUGUUUGAAAUCCUCAUUUAUGAAAACGUCUUAAAGUAAUGUUCAUUUGUUUGGCUCUUCAGUAUUCAUAAUCCAGUUAACUUGAAUAGCUAUUUUUGUUUUUAUUUUAUGCUCUCAUACUUUUCCAGGGAUCAUGACAGCUUUAAUGUUGAUUUUGAUUCAUAAUGUCAAUCAUUUACUUUGAUUGUUGGGUAUUUUGUACUAUUAUAGACCACACUUUGAACACUUAUAAACUUCAUAGUAUUUGUUUGAAGGUCUUAUGACAACUACAUAUAAAUGCACAGUAAUUUGCACAGAUAAUAUACUUCCAUUUAAAUCCACUGCCCUUUGUAUUAAAGUGCAUAUGACUGGUACUUUUUUAUUAAAACGUAGUUAACCCACCCCCCUCAGUUUUUUUUUCCAUGUUGAUGAUAUGAGUAGAGUUAGGCCUACUCUGUAUUCACACCACUACUUCCUGUAUUUUUGUACUGUUCUUCUCAAUGUCUCUCCACAAACUGCCACAUAACUGAUGUAAAACUUUGAGAAGUAUUUACCCCAGGUGCUGCUAUCCCACUAAACAAAGUAAUAAUUAGAAAAACAUGAAAACCAACUAAGUCAUAUGCACUUUAAGCUACAACUGUCUUCUGUGGUUAUCUCGUGGCAGCUGCAUCAGUCUUGUGUUGUGUAAGGAAGGCCGUUACAUCUGCUCCAAUAUCAUUACCAUAUCAGUGAUUUGGAGGGAUUUCUAGAUACCAGUAUCUGUUCAGUAUUGAAAAUUUUGCAGAUUUUGACACCGAUAUAUAUAUUUUUACGGACUAAUGCGUAAAAAUGGAAAUGUAAGAGCAAUUAGGCAAAAAUAUAUUUAAACAAUCAUACAACAAAUAAUUUGAUAUUCAAGGUAAAUACAAUUUGUUAAAAGUGAAUUUGUGAUCUUAACUAUAAUUUGAAUGUGCACUUUUCAGGUAGAGGGGUCAGCCACCUAAUUGUCUCCAUGGAGAUGUUACCGUUGGCCUGGAAUGUUCCACAGUAUGCCAUAAAACCUAUCUAUAUGUUAAGUAAAUUACAGGAAUUUUUACUGCUCAAGAAUACCUUAAAAACAUGUAUUCUCACCGUCGGGAUAGUCACCUCUCCACAGAUCUCCAUGUGACUUGGAAGUGUAGUGUCACUUGUUCUUUGGAAAAGGAUAUGUUUAAUGCUGUAGAAAAUUCCAGACAAAGCAACGCAAAUCCAUGGAAACAAGCAGUUGGCAGACCCUCCACCAGAAAACAACACUUGAACAUAAAUUUGUUAGUCUUUCUAUGUAUUGUAAAAUGUUAAUAUUGGCAAAUAUUGGUUAUUGAGUAUCAGAUAUCAGUAUCAACUCAAAAAAAUCCACAUCAGACCAGACCAUCCCUACUUAUGUGUGUCAAAAAUGUGUGUUGUUAGUCUUGAUGUUGAAUGUCUUUUUCUCAAGAAUGUUACACAGUAAGUUAUUUUAAAGAAUCACUAUGUAACUUUUCUGGUCGUGGGUCUGUUUAUUGCUGCUCAUCUCCAUGGAGCUGCUUUUGCUUUGCCUGGUAUGUUCCACAGUAUAGCAUUACAGACACAAUAUGUCUAGCUCGUGUAAUUGUUAUAUUGUUAGUUACAACUGUUACUUGACACUUGACCUGUUUGAAUGAGAGCACAUAAAGUUCACUGGGAGACAUUCUGAGCUAAGAAAUAAAAUCUUCAUGGAGACAAGCAGAUGGCAGACGCUCCACCCAAAAAGUUACAUAGAGCAUCUUUAAGACACGACUGUGCGCUUCUAUAACUGUAAUGUUGCACUUUAAAAUGCAGCACAGAUCUGCGUCUGUCGCUUAUGGUAUUGUCUGUGUGUGUUAUGUGUGUAUAAUGUGUGGAGGGUCCGAUAUGGCCGCCGUUGUCCUCUGUGAAAGUGUUGGACAGUGGCUCAGCCUGCGUUCUGUUUGCCUUAGUGUCUGUACUGUCCGAGCUGUAGCAGAAAAGCACAUUAUGACUGAAGUGCAAUAUUAAAACAGAAGUCAACGAGGAAUGUAGACCACUGUAUAACUGUAUGUGCAUACUUUAUUAAAGAUGUGUUUUAAAAUGAUAAAGUCUAUGGCUCAUGUUCAGCAUGUCUGUGUAACUAAAGCUGCAUCCAAAAAUG